Molecule: messenger RNA, 1287 nt
Organism: Penicillium macrosclerotiorum
Lineage: Eukaryota; Fungi; Ascomycota; Eurotiomycetes; Eurotiales; Aspergillaceae
Product: putative plasma membrane SNARE protein (Sec9)
Exons: 2
Coding region: 1-1287 (428 amino acids)
Biological process (GO): exocytosis; vesicle fusion
Cellular component (GO): plasma membrane; SNARE complex
Molecular function (GO): syntaxin binding; SNAP receptor activity
Source: RefSeq, a predicted model, not a curated record
AUGGGUCUCUUCAAAAAGUCCAACAACGGCGACGAUGACGAUGGCAACCGCCGGGCAUUGUUUGGCAGCCGCUCAAAGAACAAGAGUCCCGCGCAGUCCUCUAAUCCCUACGCCCAACCAGCCCCGAUGGAUCCGUACACAAAGGCCAAGAUCCAAGCAGGUGUUGCAUCGCCCCCAGCCGACUACCAGGGCGGCUCCCCCGCCCCCGCAGGAGGACCCCACGCUAUCCCAUCAGAUCACAAGUACUCGGGCUACACACCCAACCGCUUCGGCAACCAAGGCGGAUAUGGCAGCGAUCGAUAUGGUAGCGGAAGUGCUGGUGCUGGCGCCAGCGCCAGCCCCGGCUCACGAUACGGUACCGGAGGCUACGGCGGCCUAGGCAGCACCGAUCCCAAUGACCCCGGUGCGUCUGAAUCUGCCCGCAACGAGCUGUUCGGCGGUGCCCGGGAUCGUGCCCAGCAGGACUCGCCUGCUGGUGCGGGUGCCCCGCCUCCAUACUCGGGCAGCCAGGCCGAGCAACCAAGUAACUACGGUGGCGGUAGCAAUGAGUACAGCAUGUCGACCUACAAUGACCGGCAGCUCACCGCAGAGGAAGAGGAGGAGGAAGCCAUUAACGCCACAAAACAGGAGAUGCGUUUCGUGAAGCAGGGUGAUGUAGCCUCGACGCGGAACGCUCUCCGGACAGCAGCCAUGGCGGAGGAGACCGGCCGGUCGACAUUGGCGCGCCUAGGGGCGCAGGGCGAAAUGAUUCACGGGGCAGAGAAGAGUCUGGACAUGGCCUCAGUUGAGGGCCGGCUAGCACAGGAGAAGGCGCGGGAGCUGAAGACCCUCAACAAGAGCAUGUUCGCCGUGCACGUGGCCAACCCAUUCACUAGUGCCUCGCGCCGGCGCGAGCGUGACGAGCGCAUCCUAAACACCCACCGGGAUGAACGCGAUGCCCGUGACGGCACCCGCACCGAGGCCUACCAGACCAACGCUCGCAUGGACAAGGUGUUCCGGGACAUUGACCGGGAGGCCAACAAGCAAAACAAGGGCAAGAAGGCCAAUGUAACCGAACGCGCAAAGUACCAGUUUGAGGCAGACAGCGAAGACGAGGCCAUGGAAGACGAGAUUGAGCAGAACUUGGACCUCCUCAGCGGCGCCGCCGGCCGAUUGAAUGGUCUUGCUAAGGCCACGGGCCGUGAGCUGGAUGAGCAGAACAGACAUCUGGAGCGCAUUACAGGCAAGAGCGACUAUGUCGACGACCAAAUUGCCAUGAACCGGGCCAAGCUGGACCGGAUCCAUUAA